UACAGCGACAGCACACACAAACGUAUGGUUUGGUUUCCAACAGUUUUUAACAGGAAUACCAAUAUGAAUUCAAUAGUAAUAUUUCUAGUAACAGUUAUUCACUGCUCUUCAGCUUUGAUGGUGAGACACCCGCCGAGUAUCAGUAAACCACGGUUCGGUCAGAUUCGCUAUGUGAUACCAUUCGCGUCGGAGAAUACCGUGUUGAAGUGCUCGGAUCACGUCGGAAUUCCCAGUCCCAGGUACACAUGGAAGCGGAAUGGAGUGACGCUGAAGGGCGAUAACAUCACGCAGGUGGACGAACUGACCGGGGAUUUGACGAUCGUGAGCUUCUCGUCCCGCGAGGAUGGGGACUACCAGUGCUGGGCACAGAACCUGUGGGGCACGUCGCUCUCCCACGUUAUCAGGCUUAUAGCUGCCAGAAUGGUCUCGUUCAAUGACACGUCGUCGGUUAAAGCUACGGGCAGAGAAGGAGAAAGUUUUACCCUGCCUUGUUUCAACCCACCAGAACAGUCACCGCCAGGGACUUUCCAGUGGUACUCGAUAGACACCAAAACAGGUCGCACGUCACAGGUUUACGAGGACGAGCGAAUUGCAAUCGAUACCAAAGGUAACCUUCACUUUGUAUAUCUGAAACAAACCGACGGCCAUAGCGACAAACAGUACGCAUGCGCGGUUUACAGUAAGUUUAGCGAAGUGGUGUAUCUUGGGAGUAAAACCCAGCUGACAGUUAAAGAAAAAACAGUGGUACCCGAAACGUCGCCGCAACUGAUAAUAUCCACGACCAGAGUGGUGACGUUGUUAGGAGAAUUGACGACUCUGGAGUGUAUAUUUGGUGGCAAUCCUAUUCCUCAGAUCACAUGGUUCAGAAACGGCAAACCGCUCGAUAUUAACCGCACCACAGUGGUUAGAACGACCAAGUAUGGACGCGUGUUGGAGAUAGUCAACGUCACAGAGAGGAUGGAAGGCUUUUACACUUGCCGUGCGGAGAACAAACUCGACGUGGCAGAAACUGACGUCUUCAUAGACGUAAAAUCCAAACCUAUCUGGAUCAUGGCACCAAAGUCGACAACGGCAGUAGAAGGCGAUGACGUCAUAUUCACGUGUCGCGCGAGACCGGCGGUCGGAGAAGCCAGCCUAGCGCCACCGCAAUGGUACAUCAAUGGACAACAUGUUAACAGCUCCUCGGCUGAUGACAGCAAGUUUGACUUCAGUAGCGACGGGAUAUACCUCAGCAUUUUCAACGUUUCGCGAGAUCACGACAUCAUGUGUGUUCAGUGCAUCGUCAGCAAUGACGUCGGUUACCAGUUCAAGGACGCCUACCUCAAUGUUAUUUUGCCAAUCACUAUAAUCAGUAAACCACGUGACCUUAUAGAAAUCAAGCACGGGCAGGCGAUAACCCUGGUCGUCAUGGGAACCACAGAUCCGAGUCGGACUCUGAAGUACGAGUGGUAUUACAAUGAUCGACCCCUGGACAUUACACAGCCCCAGUUUUUUCUGAACCGGAAUGUAAAUGAGUUGACCUUUGACACGUCUGUUUUGAAUAGAGCCGAGGCAGAAGACUUGAUGGGCGUGUACGUCUGCAGGGUGUCACAUGACCUGCAGACGAUACCUGUCACGGUGAACCUCCGCCUGGUUCCACUGAUCGUCAAAACAGAACCAAUCGUGACAACAGAACCAGUUGUCAUUUUUCCAACAGAAGGAUCAUCCCAAGUGGAGAUAAUUCCGGCUGGAUCUAAGCUGUGGGUGGUGGCCGUGGUGUUCGGUGUUCUCGUUCUCGUAGCAGCCGCCAUUGUUGUCUUCUUCGUGAUCAGAAAGAAAAACCCAGGAAAAACGUACUUGUUGGGUAAGACGGAGGUAAAGCACCACUUGAACCCAGAGAAGGAAUUACAAGACCAUGAAUUCAAACUGAUGUAAUGAUGAUAAUAUAGGGACUCAAAUGAAAGAUGAUCAAUGUCAAAACUUCAAAUCCUAUCUAUAAUGCAGAACAUCUUUAACACUGACAUAUAUGUACAUGACAAGGACUGCAUCAAGUGGUGGUGGGGGGGGGGGGGGGGGGGGGGGGUCUAGUAGACCCAGAAAUAUAUGACAAAAGUGCCAUCUUUAGGGUCUUUUUUGUGUACCUGGGGAAGACCUUAUACUGUUGUGACCUAAUUUGUUAUUUUUUAUUGCCCACUCCCAAGGCAGGUGCGUAUGCAGUGGGGAUUGGAGGUCGACCCCACCCUACCCCACCCCACCUGCUCAAACUAUUUUUUUUUUUUUUUUUAAAUAUAUUUAACGGGGACAUGACAUACACCCAUAAAUUCGCCCACCUUCCCGCUACAAUUUUUGCAUACGCGCCUGCAGGGUAGUAUAAAUUAGGUACGGACCUAGCUGGCCGGGUUAUCUAGUAUCCAGAAUAGGCAGUCAAAUUGUGCCACUUAACGAAAUAUGUUGAAUUAGUAGUAGUUGGCUACUAUUAUAGUACCAGAGCGGGACGUAUCCCAGUGGUAAAGCUAUUUCUCGUUCCAGCCAGUGCACCACGAAUGGUAUAUCAAAGGCUGUGGUAUGUGCUAUCCUGUCUGUGAGAUGGUACAUACAAAAGGUCCCUU
Gigantopelta aegis is the source of this 2588-nucleotide messenger RNA. Its product is annotated as neural cell adhesion molecule L1-like. The record is from RefSeq and is a predicted model, not a curated record. Lineage: Eukaryota; Metazoa; Mollusca; Gastropoda; Neomphalida; Peltospiridae. Gene Ontology annotation, biological process: cell-cell adhesion. Gene Ontology annotation, molecular function: cell adhesion molecule binding. The transcript is spliced from 12 exons. Gene Ontology annotation, cellular component: cell-cell junction. Bases 25 to 1914 code for a protein of 629 amino acids.